Messenger RNA from Achroia grisella, 5963 nucleotides. RefSeq names its product atrial natriuretic peptide receptor 1-like (gene Gcy). Gene Ontology annotation, biological process: protein phosphorylation; cGMP biosynthetic process; receptor guanylyl cyclase signaling pathway. The transcript is spliced from 20 exons. Gene Ontology annotation, cellular component: membrane. Lineage: Eukaryota; Metazoa; Arthropoda; Insecta; Lepidoptera; Pyralidae. Bases 260 to 4594 code for a protein of 1444 amino acids. Gene Ontology annotation, molecular function: ATP binding; guanylate cyclase activity; peptide receptor activity. The record is from RefSeq and is a predicted model, not a curated record.
CGCUGUUUACGCGGGAAAUAGUCGCGCGUUAUUAAACAUAAAAAAACUUUUUUUCGAUGAAAAAAACCACCGUUUCAAAAUAGAAUCGUGUUCGAAAUUCGAAGUUUAAUGUUCUUUUCGAGUUGUGUUUAAAAAGUUAUUAAGUGUUUGUGAAUUAAAAAAUAAAUUGUGAUGUUCACAGUGUUUUUCGGUAUCAUUACCGAUGAUCACAAACGCGGUGUAGUGGAAACCUACUAAAAUGAAACUCGUGUAAGAUAAAAUGGUAGAGGAGAUCGUGCACACGAUCCUCCCAACAAAUUCAACAAAGACGUUUGACGAUGAAGAAAUUAUUUCAAACUCCAACACAAUACAAGCUAACAAUAUUAAAAAUACACAAGAUGCUCUCCGAGAACAAUGUGAGAUUGUGGACAAUGUUGAAACACAGCAGAUUAAAAGAAGCAAGAAACCACCAAAAUUAGUCAAAAUUCCAAUAUUAUUUUCAUUCCUUGUUUUCUAUGUAUGUGUUAUAAAUGUGAUAAUUACGUGUGAUUUUAGUGUUAGUGAUGUAAAUAUAAAGACAUAUAAAGAUAGUCAAGUGACAUAUGACGCACAUUCGUUUUCUAGAGAAAAAAUAAAACGAGGGCAUAAACAUGAUUUGCAUAGCAAAAAUCUUAGAAAAGGACGCACACCUCAAAGAGAUGCAGAUACUCAGGAAAAAGACGAUAAAUACCCUGGCUCAGAAACUCAAGAUCUUAGUAAAUACUAUGAUGAUUAUUAUAAAACUAAAGAUGAAUCUAUUAAUGUCACUGAGUUUCCAUAUAAUUUUCACAAGCCAAAGUUUUUCUAUGACGAUUUACAUGCCGUCGGAUUUCCACACAAUUUGUCGUCAUAUCCAUAUCACGUCAAGAAAACUAAUUUCAAUUUGAGACCUGAGAGGCAUCAGUUUCAUAAAAAGAUUGUGAAAUUAGGUGUAUUACUACCAGCUGACCCUAGACAAGUAUUUUCAUUAGUGAAAGUAUUGCCUAUCUUAGAAAUGGCCGUACCGGCAGUAACUAGGCCUGAUGGGCCAUUACCUGGAUGGAAAAUUUUAGUAGAUUACAGAGACACGGGCUGUUCUUCAGUAGAAGGACCUUUAGCUGCUUUCGAAUUCUACAUAAGUGAAUCUGCUGAUGCAUUCAUUGGACCGGGGUGCGAGUACGUCAUAGCACCUGUAGCUAGAUAUGCCGGUCCAUGGGGUAUACCAGUACUUACAGCUGGAGCACAAGCAGAGGCCUUUAGCUAUAAACACCCUAGUUACAUGACCUUAACUAGAAUGAUGGGAAGCUACAUACAAGCUGGUGUUGCAAUCCGGAAAGUCUUUGAGGAAUUCAACUGGCGCAAGCUCGGCAUGCUGUACCACAAUAACGACCCUACCACUGGACAAGGCAACAGCCCUUGCUUCUUAACCCUUAGCGCUGUAUUCACAGUUCUAAAGACCAAAGGAUCAGGAGCCACCAUUCCCAAUAUUCCUUUCGACGAAACGAACACCACUACGACCAAACUGAAGCAGCUUCUUCAAAAAUUAUCCUUAAACACUAGAAUUGUCGUGGUCUGCGCGAAUCCGAGCACAGUCAGGGAGAUAAUGCUAGCUGCUGAUGAUCUCAACAUGGUUUCAUCCGGGGAGUACGUGUUUUUCAACAUAGAACUUUUCUCAAAUUUAGCAUCAGCGUCUUCGAAGGAGCCGUGGAAAGUUGAAGGUGAUACAGAUGAAAGGAACGAGAGAGCAAAACGUGCGUACAGCGCGGUCCUCACCGUCACCAGCCCGGCACCGGAGAAGAAAGAAUAUCAUGAAUUUUCUGAUCAGGUUAAGGAGUUGGCGGCUACGAAAUAUAAUUACACCUUCGGAAAGGGUGAAGUGGUAUCCACUUUUGUGGGAGCCUUCUAUGACGCUGUGCUCCUGUAUGCAUUAGCAUUGAACGAUACUCUAAGAGAAUUGGACAGUACCUCAGGACCACUAGAUGGAGCUGCAGUUAUAAAAAACAUGUGGAAUAGAACGUUUCAAGGCAUUACAGGCGAAGUCAUAAUUGACGGAAACGGAGAUCGAGUCGCCUCAUAUUCGCUUCUCGACAUGAAUCCUGAAACAAGUAAAUUUCAGGUGGUAGCGACGUAUGUAGCCGCAAAUUCAUCCCUUCAGUUCAUACCGGACAGGCCGAUACACUGGGCUGGAGGGCGACUCACCCCACCGCCUGAUACUCCAGAGUGUGGGUUUGACGGCUCCUUAUGUCCCGACAACUCUCUACCUGUGUACGCUAUACUGAGUAUUGUACUCAGUUCUGUAGUAGUGGUGCUGGCCAUUCUAUCAGUAUUCAUAUACAGGCAUUAUAAGCUGGAAGCGGAGAUAGCGAUGAUGACGUGGCGUGUCAGCUGGACCGAUGUACUUCAUCCCAGUGGCAGAUUCCGAGGCAGCAUGCAUUCAAUCGCGCGCAGAUUCAGUACUGGAACUGGCUACUCAGAUGAAGUUGCGUCCCUACCAGGCGACAGACAAGUCUUCGCUCCAUGUGGUUUCUACAAAGGUUGUCGAGUUACUAUCAAGAAAUUGGAUAAACAACGCAUAGAUCUUACUAGACCUUUGCUGUUAGAGUUGAAGAAAAUGAAGGAUUUGGAACACGAUCAUUUGGCCAGGUUCUACGGUGCUUGUGUCGAUCCGCCCCACUGUUGUCUGCUUACAGAAUAUUGUCCCAAAGGAUCUCUUCAAGAUAUACUUGAAAAUGAAAACAUAAAAUUGGAUUGGAUGUUCAAAGUCAGUUUGAUGCACGACAUCGUGAGGGGCAUGCAUUAUCUCCACGGAACGGAUAUCAGAUCUCAUGGGGCUUUGAAGUCGAGUAACUGCGUAGUGGACUCCCGUUUUGUAUUAAAAAUCACCGAUUUUGGACUCCACGCGUUGAGAAGCUGCGAGAAAGACUCUAGAGCGCAUAGCUAUUGGACUCGUUUAUUGUGGACAUCGCCGGAGUUACUCCGUUUGUCAGAACCACCACCUGAAGGAACACAGAAGGGUGAUAUAUAUUCGUUUGGGAUAAUCAUGCACGAGAUAGUCAAUAGACAGGGCGUAUUCUGGUUGGGACCAGGAAUUGAAAUGUCGCCUAAAGAAAUUAUAGAAACGGUGAUAGGCAGCGGUAUUAGGCCAAAUGUGACAAACCUUCGGUCAUGCGAAGCUGACGAUGCAGCAGAACUGAUGAGGAAAUGCUGGGCCGAGGAUCCUGCCGAGAGACCGGACUUUGGACAUCUCAAGAUAGCGAUACGGCGCCUCAAUAAAACUCAAGAAAGUAGUAAUAUAUUAGAUAAUUUACUAUCUCGUAUGGAACAAUAUGCAAAUAAUUUAGAAUUCUUAGUAGAUGAACGUACCCAAGAUUAUUUAGAGGAAAAGAAAAAAUGUGAAGAGUUAUUGUAUCAAUUAUUGCCAAAGUCUGUAGCAUCGCAACUAAUUAAUGGAUUAUCUGUGGUAGCCGAAACGUUUGAACAAGUUACCAUCUACUUCUCUGAUAUUGUUGGCUUUACUGCUCUCUCUGCAGCUUCUACGCCAAUGGAAGUUGUUGAUUUACUUAACGAUUUAUACACAUGCUUCGAUUCAAUUGUAGGGAACUAUGAUGUUUAUAAAGUAGAAACAAUAGGCGACGCGUAUAUGGUUGUAUCUGGUCUUCCUGAGAGGAAUGGCACACGGCAUGCAUGCGAAGUUGCGCGGAUGUCACUGGCUUUGUUAGAUGCUGUUAGAAGAUUCCGUAUCAGACACAGACCUCAUGAUCAGCUCAAGUUGAGGAUUGGAUUACAUUCUGGUCCAUGUGUUGCUGGCGUCGUUGGUCUGAAAAUGCCUCGAUAUUGCUUAUUUGGUGACACAGUCAACACAGCAUCACGGAUGGAGUCGAAUGGAGAAGCUCUAAAGAUUCAUGUAUCACCAGAUACUAAGAGUCUAUUGGAUAGCUACGAGUCAUUCCAAUUGGAGUGUCGGGGAGAAGUUGCUAUGAAGGGUAAAGGAGUUCUAGUCACGUAUUGGUUGUUAGGUGAAAAAGUAGACCCAAAUGCACCUAAAGAAAAACCCCCGUUGAUAAAACACCAAACACAGUCAUCAGAAAGCGGUUCUCUAUCUCACUUAACACCAUUCAGGCAGCGUUUAGAUCAUGGAUCCCGUUCGUCCAGUAGAAGAGGCUCUGGAAUAUUCUUACAAAAAUCAAAUGACAAUAGUAAACUAGAAAAAUUAGAAAAAGAAGCUACACCUCUAUUACAAAAGCUUAAAGUACAAAGACAACAUUCAGACCCCACAGAGCCUGUUGCUAAUGGAGUAAACGACAAUAGUGACGAAUUAGAAAAAAUAAGUGUAACAAAUUCCAUAUCACUAAAUGUGAAUUCGUUGAAUCACAAUUCUGUAAGUCAUGGACAACCAAAGGUUAAACUGAAGGAUUGUCAAAUGAAUUCAGUUGGCAAUCAUAAAUCGAAUAAGGUAGGUAAUAAUAAUUGGAUAGCAAAAAUACCAACAGCUAGUUCCUUUGAUAACGGUUCUAAAAAAGUUAAUGAGCAUUUGAAAGAUUACAGCAGUGUACCCUUGUUGUCUAAGUCUGAUACGCUGAAUGAUUCGAUAGUGUAAUUUUGUACUUAAUAUGUUCAGUAAUAUUACUGAAUGCAUAACUUAUUAUAGACUGCAUAUUUUUCUUUAAUAGUAUUAUGAUCAGAAAUAUAAUUUAACUUUACACAAAUAAUUAUAAUAGAUGUGGAUAGAAACAUAAAAAAUAGUUAAAAUAAGAUAAACAACAUUUUAUUAAAUUAAGUGGAAUUUUAUUAUAUUUCUGGUCAAGGUUUAACUUAUUAAUAUAUGUACUUAUUUAGCAAAGAAGAGAGAGUUUUUAAUAAUAAAUAUCAAUGUUUCGGUGUCAAUGCUAGAUUAUUAGGUGUUGCAAUUGUUAAUGAAAUUGUAUGCUCACUUAAAUAUCGUAUAAAAUAUGUGCUGAGGAAUUAAUAAGAUCGCAAUUUUGUUACAUAUUUAGAUAGAAGAGUCAUGGUUUAUCUGGAAUAUUGUAAAAUGAUUAUGAAUAGAAAUAACACCAUAAACAUAAAUAAUAUAAUCUGUACAUUAUAAAUUUAGAACAACAUUUUCACUAAGGUACAUUUUAUACGAUAUUAAUGUCAUUCCUAACAUUCCUAGGCUUCUGUAGUUAGAAAUCUAUCCUGCCACGAGUGUGAUAAUUUUGUAAGAAUUGAACAUCGAAAUUUUAUAAUCCAAAUCGUUGAGAAAUUAUAAAAAAAAAUUCAAUGUACUUAUUAAUUUAUUAAUGUGAUCAAACCUUAAAUCUUUAAUAAAUUUCAUUUUGUUUCUUUAAUAAAUUCAAUUUAAUUAAAACUGAAUAUUUAAGGAAAUAUUCUUGAUACAUUAAAACUAUUUUGCUUGUGUAAAGAUACAUCUAAAGCAGGUAAUCCGGUUGUUAAUAUUAGACAGCACUAAUCUAUUGAAAGUUAGCAGUGGGCUUCAAAGUUUAAUGUGAUUUACCAUUAAAUCUAAGUCCAUUAGGCUUAUGAAACUAUUAAGUGACAAAGGAAGCAUGUAAUAGGAAAGUAUAUAUACUGAAAAUAAUUUAAACAGUAAACUUUAUCGACAAUUAGAGACGUGCCCAAAAACUACCAAACCAUAAAGCUGUCCUUAUUUACUAUGAUUUGGUACUGUGAUACUGCAAUUAAUAGUUUCCAGUAACUUAAUUUCAUACGCACUUUUUUAUGUAACAAUGGUAUUUCCUUAAUAUUUUAUGUUUAUAUUUGUAUCUCGGUUAACAAAUGUUACAAGCUUCCAGAGCUCAUCAUCAUUUUCCUCCUUGCUCUGAACAUUGUUAUUAAUUAUAGGUCCCAUAUUAAAAUGUGUAAUGUCUUUCUCCAAGACAUCAUUAAUUUCAUUUUUUUCCAAGUUAUUUGCUUCAAUACGUGUAGUAUUUUAUUUUUCUCAAAAGUUUAAACUUCUUAUUAUUAAU